AUGGCUGCCGGUCGGCAAGACGGCGGCCCGACGCCACUCGCACCGGCGGCGGCCUACGUUGUGGAGCCAACGACCACUGCGGAGAUGCACGAACUCCUCGAUCUGAUCCUGCACGCCUGCGAGCACCUGCAGGACUUGAUACGCGACCGCCACCCCGUCACGCAGCGGGAGGUGGCGAAGCUGCGGAAGUCCUACUGGCUUGCCGUGGGCGAAACGGGAAGGCUGCGCAGCCGCAGUGUGCCGGUCGACUCCCUCGCCAGCCCCACUGACAGCAGCCGCAGCAGCAGCGCAGGCACGGAGGACUCCAGGCGGCAGGACGCGAAGGCGGUCGCAUGCGAUUGUGCGCUGGGGGAGCUGGAGGAGUACGUGCGUCCCCGGCCGGAGGCGCACACGUUUGACCUCGACGAUGCGGAUUGCGAGGGCGGGGAGCGCCGCGUGUGGCACUUUUUCAGCAUCCCGCUCGAGCGCCGCCUCCAAACUCUGUCGGUGUCGCUGUUUCUUUUCUUUACAUUCAUUCCUGCCGCCGUCCUGGUCACGCUGGCGCUGCUGCUGAGCUGGACGACCAUGCCGCUCAUGCUGGCGUACCUCGUGUACAUCUUCACCCUUGGACGGCCCAAGCACCCACUGAAGAAGUGCGUCGCCUUCACGCGGCACAGGCUGUGGGGGCUCUACAGGAACUACUUCCCAGUGCGUCUUGUGAUUCCCCGCCAUGUGCGGGCCAAGUUUGACCCCCAGGCGAACUACUUCUUCAUUUACCACCCGCACGGGAUACAUAGCUUCGGCGCCAUUGCAACGUUCAGCCUGGACUUCACGCUUAGCUCGCUGCUUCCUGGCAUAACCGUGCAUGUGCAAACGCUCAAGUUGAACUUCUUCAUUCCCUUUUGGCGUGAGCUGCACCGG
Molecule: messenger RNA, 900 nt
Organism: Trypanosoma conorhini
Lineage: Eukaryota; Euglenozoa; Kinetoplastea; Trypanosomatida; Trypanosomatidae
Product: putative diacylglycerol acyltransferase
Exons: 1
Biological process (GO): triglyceride biosynthetic process
Cellular component (GO): endoplasmic reticulum membrane
Molecular function (GO): diacylglycerol O-acyltransferase activity
Source: RefSeq, a predicted model, not a curated record